AUGAGCCAAAGUGACAACCAAGAUGAAACCUUUGAGCUGUACGAUCUCAAGGUCGAGGUUGUCUGUCCACCUGGCGAGCGCAUCCUCUGCGGGGCAAAGGCGGGCGACUAUUUCACUCUCGAGGGUGAGCUUCUUUCGCUGCCUCCCGGCCAGUCGAUAAGUAUCUACAGUCUCGGUAGGCUUUAUUCCCAGUCAUCUUUCUUACUGCCCUUUGCUUUCAUUUUUCCCUCUUUGGCAGCUUGCUACAGAGCCGCUGACUGCAGCGAAGCUUCGGUGCUGCCCCUCCUGCCCGCCAAGCAGCGCGUCACGCACAAGAACGACUGGAUGACGACGGAUGCGCUCGUCGCUUGCCCGGAUCCUUCGUGCCCAAGCAAACUGCGAAUCACGAGAACCGGAAUUCGAACAUUCACUCAUGCAGAGACGACUGCAGUCGGGCUGCAGGGCAACUGA
Cordyceps militaris CM01 is the source of this 450-nucleotide messenger RNA. Its product is annotated as 4Fe-4S ferredoxin, iron-sulfur binding protein. NCBI's taxonomy places the organism in Eukaryota, Fungi, Ascomycota, Sordariomycetes, Hypocreales, Cordycipitaceae. The transcript has a single exon. Bases 1 to 450 code for a protein of 149 amino acids. The record is from RefSeq and is a predicted model, not a curated record.